Messenger RNA from Tremella mesenterica DSM 1558, 762 nucleotides. RefSeq lists its product as uncharacterized. Lineage: Eukaryota; Fungi; Basidiomycota; Tremellomycetes; Tremellales; Tremellaceae. The record is from RefSeq and is a predicted model, not a curated record. The transcript has 3 exons. Bases 1 to 762 code for a protein of 253 amino acids.
AUGAUCGCGGCCAAUAUGUUACCUUACUUGACUCUUCUUCUUCUUAUAUGGUUGAUAUUGUGUGACAACGUCAAAGCCGACACCGAGAUUCUCAACUUUCGUCUUCCACUAAUUUCCCCGGCAACUCCAUUCGAACUUCCUCCCCAUACCAUAGAACUUUCCUCUACGCAACAUCAACUCCAACUCCAAUUCAACUCAUCCUCACCCGAACAUUGGGUGUUACUUCACUUCGAUGAACCUUAUAAAGAAUGGACGACCCGUCUUUCUUGGCCCGGUUCGAGUCCAACUCGGUUCACCUUGACAUUAUACGAUCUAGAGCCUUCCGAGAAUACUGCCUUACUCCACAUUCUAUCCACCCCACUUGCUCCUGAAUUUCCUCAUCCCCUUCUCUCCCUCCCUCUUCCAUUCUUGAUGGACUAUCUACGAACUUUCUUCUCCACUUCUGCUCUGCCUUCCCUCACAGAGCUCGGUACUUCUCGAUCUCCCGAUAAGGGUCAUAUCAAGGAAGAGAAUGACGGAGAUGAUGGACUAUCCCAGAGACAAUUUUCAACUGGAAGGAACGAGAAGGGUCAACUAUGGACAUUCAAUACAUCCGCCCAUCUCGUACUUGAACCUCUUAAUCUGGGUAUACCACGUACAACCUUACCUCUCCUGAUCCAUCUGAUCAUCUUCGGUUUAGGCGCCAUAUGUGUUGUACCUAUCAUCAUCCGUUUACUCGAACGCGCUCAACGUUGGGGAGAGAUGAAACCAAAAACCAAAUAA